CUACUUCCCACCAUCCUUUGCGUUCUGAAGACUGGCUACGUCAGUCCUGCGACAAAAUCUGACGCUAAUAAAAACACUGACUGACAACACGACAAUGGAAACGGAGCAACCAAAGAACGAUAAUGCUUCAGACACACCUGCGACGUCUCAGUCCAAAAAGCCAAGCCAGGCUCUUUAUGUGCCAAAGAAACGAGUCAACGCACCGAAAGAGAAACCUCACAUCGAGGGAGAGGUAAAACCAAGACCCAGGCCUCGCUACACGGACAAGGCUCGCAAGAAUGUCAAAAACAAGAAAAACAAGGCAGCCGGAGGAGGAGAUGAGAAAGAGCCUGUUGGAGUGCAUGGAGUGGAGAUGCAGACUGGUCAUGGCCGCACUAAUUCUGCUGUUGAGGUUGAGCUGCUGCAGGGGCCAGAGGAGACGACCAAUGGACAGCUUGAAUCGGCUGAUGUUACCAAUGCAUCAUUUCAUGACGAAAAGGAACAAGAAGACAGUUGGGACACCUUAUUUAACGAUGAUGGAGAUUGUCUCAAUCAGCGAUUGCUUGAAGAGCUGUCUUUGAGUGAAGGUGGAAAGAAGACGUCAAUCCAGGACGCCAGAUUUGAUUACUACAACAUGCAGCGGUUUGAUGAUGACGACAUGGACCAGAGUGAGGAUGACCUUUCUCACAUGAUCGAGAUCUACGAUAUUCCCCCCGAGUUUAAAACAGAGGAUCUUCUCAAGUUAUUUCAGGGAUACCAACAGAGAGGCUUUGAUAUCAAGUGGAUUGAUGACUCACACGCUCUCGGUCUCUUUUCAAGCCCAACUGUUGCUCGUGAGGCAUUAAGAUCCAAACAUCCACUGAUGAAGGUGCGACCACUCUCCAAAUCCACUUCAGAGACGAAGGCCACCGCUCGUAGCUUCUCUGAGUCCCCCCUGAUUGCUAAGGAGAGACCUCAGACCAGUGCAGCUCUGGCUCGCAGGCUUGUGAUCGGCGCCCUUGGUGUGAAAAGCAACGUAACAAAGGAGCAGCGGGAGGCAGAGAAGAGGAAGCUCCAGGAGGCCCGAGAACAAAAGCGCCUGGCAGCCAAACAGAGGGAAGAUGCUUGGGAGGGAAGGUGAUUGGGGAGACAGCUUCUCCGCAUUGAUUCGCUUGACUCCUUUCAGGCCACGCCUGGAGACUUGAAGUCCCAAGAUUAUCCAAGUGUGCAGCGUUACAUCACUCAAGUUUGAAGACUCAUCAUGUUUUUUCUUUUUUUUUUUUUUUUUUAUACAUGUAUGCAGGGGCGGAUGCUAGCCUGAGGUUACCUUACCUCAACAUUUGCCUGUACUCUUGAUUUUUCAAAGGCCCAUUAAUUCACCGAAAGCUAUUGGAAACAAUGUGUCUCAAGCAUCCACUGAUGAUUUUCUGUAAAAUGAAAUCUUUUGCCACAUGCACAUGCAAUUUAGAUGAUCGGACAUAAUGUUAUAAUCUAUUUACUAUUGUAGUACAAUUGUAAAGAAACAAUUUUAAAAAGUGAAAGUUUUAUUGUUUUUUUUAACUUAAGUUGCAAUGAAUGUAUUUCAAAAUAUGUCAGAUUUCUUGUGUGAUAAGAUGGUCGUCAUCACUGUCAAAUUCAGUGUAUGCGUGUCAUUGUCCAUUCGCGUAAAUACUCUACUCUGUAUUUUCUCUAAGCUCGUCUGCUCUGUGGUUUGAAUGCUGUAUGGUAUAUUUUUAGUUUAAAAUGAGAGAGUAAUGGUAGUCAUGUCAUGUAUAUAAUCUCUUGUAUGAGGAACCUCCCAUUGACUCUUGUGAGUCACUUGAGGUGAACGUUUUCUGACAGUCAUGUGGAAAUAUACUGAAGGGAAUAAGACCAUGACUGAUCUUUAUUUCCUGAAAAAUUGAUCUGUGAUUUAGUAUCCGUUGAGUCUGGGCUGGUGUUUGUUCAUGAAAAUUAACCAAUCUGAAGUCUAAGGUGUUUCACGAGGAAGUUAAAAAAAAAAAGACCUUCACCUACAACCACAGAAGCUUUUCAAAUAACUCAACUCUUAAGCUGGAUUCAGCAAAAUAGAAGGAAGAGUUGCUUAUGUGUUGCUUGUUUUCAUCUUAAAAAAAAAAACACCUUCAAAAAAAUUAUUUUAGCUUUGCUAACAUCUGUGAUGCAAAAUACAAUAAGUAGUUGGUCAAUUAAAACGUUAGCACUUUAAAGCUAAACAUUUGAAAGGUGAUCAUGCACCUUCAAAUAACAUUUACUUGUCUGAUCCAUUCUGCUCUCUCGCAGACUGAAUGUCACACUGUAGAUGCCACAUUGCUCAAUGAACUUUGUGCACUGGAUGCUGUUUCACAUAAACUCAACACUUGCACAUUCAAUGUGGGUUUUCUCAGGACUCUGUUGUUCCCAAAGCGGAAGACAAAAACAUUUUAUGAAAGCUAAGUACAGUCUGCUGAAUUGGCACAAAAAGAUUUGAUGCAUGGCACCCUGCCACUUAUUUCAGCUGAUAUAACUGUUUUGAAAGUCGUGGCCUGACUUGA
Messenger RNA from Hippocampus comes (tiger tail seahorse), 2489 nucleotides. RefSeq names its product R3H domain and coiled-coil containing 1-like (gene r3hcc1l). The coding region runs from base 95 to 1099 and encodes 334 amino acids. The transcript is spliced from 7 exons. Lineage: Eukaryota; Metazoa; Chordata; Actinopteri; Syngnathiformes; Syngnathidae. Gene Ontology annotation, molecular function: nucleic acid binding. The record is from RefSeq and is a predicted model, not a curated record.